AUGAAUCCAUCUAGCGUAAACCUGUUGGAAUACCUUCGUUCAAAGACCCAAAUCGAUCUGGAUAGUUUUGACAUCACGGUCGUGGAAGAAUUCGGCAAAUGCGUUGACUGCACUUCAAACCAGGUAUUCCUAUAUGUUUCCCUUAUGAGCAGUAUUAAUAUCGAGCAGUAUGAAUACUACACCGAACUUACGAAGCCAGCCAGAAAGGAAAUUCUUGAGAAGGCGCUGGAGCUAGCUUUGAAUCUCCAUGAUCAGUUCCCUGAAGUGACGUUUGAAGAGCUCGCAGUGGAAGUUGCAGCAGUUCUCCUAGGGCAUGAAAUGCUACCAGCCUUUACGGGGUCCCUCCAUGUUAUGGCAAAUCCGAAUCACGCCUAUUCGAAACAGAAAGUCGUUGAGACAGCGAAGAGAAUACAUAGCAUAUUCGCGCUCGUUGAUCCCUUCUUCCCCACUGCACGCAUUGUCAUCAAGGUCGCUGCAACCUGGGAAGGCCUUCAGGGAUGUCGUGAACUACGGGACUACGGUAUCAAAACUCUUGCGACAACAGUAUUCUCGAUGGAGCAGGUUAUUCUAGCUGGAGAAGUUGGUUGUGUAUCUAUCUCGCCGUUCAUUCACGAGCUUAGAAUCCUCCUCGAUCCGAAAUACAGAGAUCCUCAUCCUCUGCUUGACCUAUGUGUACAGGCCGAGGAAUACUAUAAGCGAUUGUCUCUGCCGACCAAGGUAAAAGCCUGUUCCAAUGCCAACCUUGAUGAACUUCUACAGCUAGCAGGGGUGGACGCACUUACGCUGGUACCGGAUGACCUAAAAGCGCUCAAAUCUAGUUAUAGAGACGCAAAGGAAGUGGACGAGUUAUCCCUAUUCAAGGCCGAUCGUCACGAUCAAGGUGAACCCCAGAAUGUGUCGUAUAUCAAUGAUGAACUCAAGUACCGCGGGGACUUUGAGCGGGCACAAGACGGAAGGGCGAGGGGAAAGCUUGCUGAGGCCAUUGACAUUUUUCGUAAUUUUCAAGCAAAGGCAGAGGCUGUCAUCAGGAAUGCCAGAUCGUAA
Molecule: messenger RNA, 1044 nt
Organism: Aspergillus versicolor CBS 583.65
Lineage: Eukaryota; Fungi; Ascomycota; Eurotiomycetes; Eurotiales; Aspergillaceae
Exons: 6
Coding region: 1-1044 (347 amino acids)
Biological process (GO): carbohydrate metabolic process; pentose-phosphate shunt, non-oxidative branch
Cellular component (GO): intracellular anatomical structure
Molecular function (GO): transaldolase activity
Source: RefSeq, a predicted model, not a curated record